ACAACCUUUGAUUUUUCUGGAGAGUUCAUUGAAAAAGUAAACAAACUAGAAAAAUGUCAAAUUCAAUAUCAAUUCCUCGAAGACUUCCACUUCUACUAGUCCAAGACAAUGUCCUUUUACCAGGAUCAUCGAUGCGUAUUCCAGUUCGCAAUAUGAGAAAUAUGAAUAUGGUGAAGAGCCACUUGUUGAGUAGGAACACACUGAGUAGUACAAUUAUAGGAGUUAUACCGAGGGAACCAGCUGAUGAUACACAGACGGAUGAACUGUCAGGCCUACAUUCCAUAGGAACUGCAGCUGUUGUCGUGCAGGUAACCGGUACCAACUGGCCUAAACCCUCUUACACCUUGCUGGUUACUGGCUUGUGUAGAUUCAAACUGGAACAACUUCUACAGGAAACUCCAUAUCCCAUAGCAACAGUGACACAACUUGAUAAACUAGCAGAUGAUGCCGAUGACGAACUGAAUAGCAACAGAGAACUUGGAAACCUUGCUGAGAAUUUCAGAGAACAGGCAGCCAAGCUGGUUGACAUGCUAGAUGUCUCCAUACCAGUUGUAUCCAAGCUAAAGAGAAUGUUAGAGAGUGUACCAAGCCAACAUCUACCAGAUAUCUGUGCUGCCCUCGUAAAAGCCUCGUAUACAGAGAAGAUACAAGUACUGGAUGCCGUGGAUCUUCUCGACAGAUUUAAGAAAGCUCUACCUUUACUGAUGAGACAAAUUGAAGGGUUGAAGCUGCUGCAGAAAGCAAAAAAGGAUCGAGCUCUGGUUAUCAAAGACUCGCGUAAGGAAGGUGGGAAGCCAGGAAAUAUGCGACGUAUAUUUCGCGGGAAGAUGAAGAUGGAUAUUGAUGAUGAAGACAAUGAAGAUAAUGAUGAAUUACUUGACCUUGAAACGAAAAUCAAACAAGCAGAGAUGCCAGAUCAUGCCCACAAAGCUGCCAUGAAGGAGCUAAAAAGAUUGAAGAAGAUGCCACAGCAUAUGCCAGAACAGGCUAUGAUCAGGAACUAUUUGGAAUUAAUGGUGGAGCUGCCAUGGUCAAAAAGCACAAAAGAUUCGUUGGACUUGAAACAGGCUAGGAAAGACAUGGAUGCAGAUCAUUUUGGAAUGGAAAAACUCAAGAAAAGAGUGCUGGAAUAUCUGGCUGUUAGACAACUUAGAAAGUCUUUGAAGGGGCCAAUCCUUUGCUUUAUAGGGCCACCAGGGGUCGGGAAAACUAGUGUUGGAAAAUCUAUAGCUCAUACACUUGGCAGAGAAUUUCACAGGAUUUCUCUUGGAGGGGUAUGUGAUCAGUCAGACAUUAGGGGCCACAGAAGGACUUACAUUGGUUCCAUGCCAGGUAGGAUCAUACAGGGUCUGAAACUGAGUGGUACAAACAACCCAGUCUUCCUCCUGGAUGAAGUGGAUAAACUGGGUAAGAGUUUGCAUGGUGAUCCAGCAGCAGCCUUGUUAGAGGUUCUAGAUCCAGAACAGAACAACACAUUCACUGAUCAUUAUCUAAAUGUGCCCUUUGACCUGUCACAAGUUCUAUUUAUAGCUACAGCAAACAACAUGAAUACAAUUCCACCAGCAUUGUUAGACAGAAUGGAAGUUAUUCAUGUACCAGGUUACACACAGGAAGAGAAAGUGAAUAUUGCAGUACAACACCUGGUACCUAAACAGUUAAAGGAGCAUGGACUAACACAGGAACAACUUCAAAUACCAGAGGACAGUCUUAAAAUCAUCAUUUCCAGAUACACCAGAGAGUCGGGUGUUAGAACUCUGGAAAGAAAGCUUGCCGGGUUGUGCCGUGCUGUAGCGGUGAGAGUAGCGGAAAGUUCGUACCAGUCUAAACGUGACAAACUAGACAGCCAUUACUCGGAGAAGAAGGACUUGAAAGAUGACGGUCUAUCAGAAUCACUUUCCCAUGAUGCAACAGCUCUAGCUCAUCCACCUGAAAUGCCGAUUGUGAUUGAUGAAGUGGCCAUAGAAGAUAUACUUGGUCAACCAAUAUAUGAAAGUGAAGUUGCUCAGCGGUUGAUCCAUCCAGGUGUGGCAGUGGGUCUGGCUUGGACACCUAUGGGUGGAGAGAUUAUGUUUGUAGAGGCCUCGUGCAUGAAGGGAGAUGGUACUCUGACCUUGACGGGACAACUUGGGGAUGUAAUGAAGGAGUCAGCCAAUCUUGCAAUUAACUGGGUGAAAACUCAUGCUCGACAGUUCCACUUAGAUGAGAAGGAGAUAUCCAAGAUGGAUGUUCACAUACAUUUUCCUGCUGGGGCUGUUGGGAAGGAUGGUCCGUCUGCUGGGGUUACCAUAUCAACCGUGCUGGUUUCUCUCUUUACCAAACAUUGUGUGCGCUCAGAUACAGCAAUGACAGGGGAGAUCACUCUAAGAGGAAUUGUUCUUCCAGUUGGAGGUAUAAAAGAGAAGGUUCUGGCUGCACACAGGGCAGGGAUCAGGAGAAUCAUCUUACCAAAGAGAAAUGAGAAAGAUCUACAAGAAAUACCAAACAAUGUUAAGUCUGAGCUGACAUUCAUAUUUGCUGCGGAACUAGAGGAUGUGCUGCGGGCAGCAUUUGAAGAAACCCUUCCAUCCCUGGAACCAGCUGUUUCCAGCAAACUGUGAGGGGAAAAGGAACCAGCCAUCCACUGUGCUACAUCUGUGAUAAAGGAAAUUAAAGGAGAACAUGAUUUUUCCAGAACCAGAAACAAUUUCAAGAUGAUUUUUUUGUUCUCAAAGAAUUCAUUUACCCAUGAUUUUAUUGUUUCCUGAAAAUUCCAUUACUUAACUUAGAAUUUGUACAUACAUUUCCUUUGAGAAAAUCAGAUAACAUGAUAACAACCUGAUUGAUCUGAACUUAGUCAGAAUAAGACUAUUGAAGCUUCACGCAAAUGAAAACAGGAGUUUAAAUUCUGGGACAUCUUGCAAUUUAAAGACAAGUUUGAGAACCAGUCUCAGAGUUCCUGCAUUUGAUUGGUUGAUUCUUACCUCAGCUUUAAAACUGACCAAUGGUAAGACUGCAUUGUCAGACUGGUUUCCAAACUCAGGCUUAUAGUUUUGGUGUCUUGUUGUACAGACAUGCUUAAUCAAAGGUAAAGUUAAACAAUUUUUUUUUUCACAAAUUUGUGUUAAGAUACAUGUAUGUAACCAGAGAUUUAAUCAGUGAUGAUUGCAGAGAGUGUUGUGUUUCAGAUGCAUGUAAACAAAUGAGAGGAAUUAUUUGUACUGUUUGUGAUCACAUUUAAUGAGUAAACCAUGUAAAUACAUGUUUACAAUUAAGGAAUUGUUUAAGUCCCAAAAUGACAUUGCUUAAACUAGGUUUCAUGAAGAGGCUGAGAAAUCAAACUGUGUUAACAUUGUUCAAUUUCUAAUCAUUUGAAACAAUGUUGACAAAUUCAUCAGAAUUUUUGGCCAGAUUUGACAAUUAUAUUCUUAUAUUUGGUAUUUCUGAUUACCUCCCUUCAACAAGUCAGUGUCUGCAAGUCAUUCAUUACUUGAAUAAGAAAGUUACACAUGCUUUCCUGAGAUUUUUGGUUUGGAUAAGAUCUUCAUUAUCAAAAGCACUGUGGGAGUUAUAGGAAAAUUAAAUUAAUUUCUUAAAUUAUUGUCCAAGACUGUAAAUCAUAAGCAGGAAAUGUGUGUUUCUUAGAAACAUAUUUUCUACUAUGUAAGACAAAAAUAAAUUGUUUCUUUUUUGUUUGUGAGUGCAAUCAUUUAUAGCAACUGUUGUAUAAUUGUCAUGAAAUUUUCAUGAAUAAAUGUGAAAGAGU
Mercenaria mercenaria is the source of this 3742-nucleotide messenger RNA. RefSeq names its product lon protease homolog 2, peroxisomal-like. Gene Ontology annotation, biological process: protein catabolic process; protein processing; protein targeting to peroxisome. NCBI's taxonomy places the organism in Eukaryota, Metazoa, Mollusca, Bivalvia, Venerida, Veneridae. The record is from RefSeq and is a predicted model, not a curated record. Gene Ontology annotation, cellular component: peroxisomal matrix. Gene Ontology annotation, molecular function: serine-type endopeptidase activity; ATP binding; ATP hydrolysis activity. Bases 54 to 2597 code for a protein of 847 amino acids. The transcript has 17 exons.